AUGAAAUUAGAGGAAGAAAAGGAUGAAAGGAAAAAUGAUCAAACGGAAAAAAAAAACAUUUCGCAGAGGAUGAAGAAAUUGUGUUCUAUCCUGAACAGUGCUAUUAUCGACAUAAAUGAACUGAAGAACAUCCUAUGGGGGGGAAUAUCCGAUGAGAUGGCCUUCGACGUGCGGGCGAAGUGCUGGAAGUUGGCCCUGGGGUACCUUCCCUUAAAUAGAGAAGACACAGAUAAAGUAUUAAAAAAAAAAAGAGAUGAAUACGAAAAUUUAAAGAAAGAAUAUUAUUACAAUAAGAGUAAAUUGUCAGAAGAAGAGCUGAAGAUUUUACGUCAAAUAAAGGUAGACAUACCAAGAACAAAAUCCUGUUACAACAUUUUUAACAAUAAAAAAAUUCAGCAGCUGAGCGAACAAGUGUUGUUCAUAUAUUCUGUUCGCCAUCCAGCGUCUGGAUACGUUCAAGGAAUUAACGACCUAGUGACUCCAUUUUUAGUCGUUUUUUUAAGACCGAUAGUUUUAAAAAAAGAAAUAAAUUCGGACGAUAUAGACAGGAUAUCUGACGAUGAAUUGAGGAACGUUGAAUCGGAUUUAUAUUUUUGUCUUUCCAAACUGCUGGAACAGAUACAGGAUAAUUAUACUUUUGGACAACCGGGCAUUCAAAGAGCAAUAAUCAAAGUUAAAGAAAUUGUAAAACGAAUUGAUAAUUCUCUGUUCAAUCACAUUUACGAAAAUAAUAUCGACUUCAUUCAGUUCUCCUUCCGAUGGGUGAACUGUCUUUUGUUAAGGGAAUUUCCCAUAAAUAUAUCUGUCCGAUUGUUGGACACGUAUAUAAGUGACAUAGGUGAUAUUUUUACCGACUUUCACCCCUACAUUUGUGCCGUUUUUUUAGUUCACUGGUCUAAGUAUUUGAAAGAAAUGGAUUUCCAGCAGAUGCUCCUUUUCAUGCAGCGCUUUCCCACGCACAAUUGGAAGAUUCAGGAUAUUGAGUCCAUUUUGUCCGAGGCCUUCGUUUUGAAAAACGCCUUCCAGUCUUCGCCCAAGCAUUUUUCCUAG
Molecule: messenger RNA, 1050 nt
Organism: Plasmodium coatneyi
Lineage: Eukaryota; Apicomplexa; Aconoidasida; Haemosporida; Plasmodiidae
Product: TBC domain containing protein
Exons: 2
Coding region: 1-1050 (349 amino acids)
Biological process (GO): activation of GTPase activity
Molecular function (GO): GTPase activator activity
Source: RefSeq, a predicted model, not a curated record